UUUGUGAUUUGUGUAUGACUUUUUAUUUUAUUGUUCUAAAUAUUUUUUCAUUUCGUGUUUUACUCGCUCAAUAAUUAUUGUUAUCGUUGUUUUUAUUAUGAAUGUGUCGAUUCGUUCGGUAUUUUUAUUUCUAAUAUCGUUUCGUAAACUUUUUUACAUUCAGUAUUAUCGUUUACGCUGACGUGAGUGAGUGUGUGUGUGUGUGUGUGUUUGAUUUUUUUUUUUAUUACUUAUACGUGUGUUAUUAUCGAAUUAUUAUAAUAUUUUUUUUCUACAUACGUUUCUACGUACGUACGUCUAGCGAAUGUGUUGAAAGUUUUAAAAAUCAUUAUUAUUAUUAUUAUUGUCUAUGGUCGUUUUCUAAUCGUUCGUCCGUGAAAUUCUGCGCCAAAUAUCUGUGUUGCGACAGUGUCGGUCGCGGCCGACAUUGGAAAUAUGUGAAUAAUAAAUAAUAAUUGUUUAUUGUUGUUGGUGUUAAUCCAUCGUCGACGGUAUUACAAUAUUGGGAUGUACGCGUAACACAGCGAAAAAUGGAGUUAUCAGACUCUUCUGGGAGUACGUCGACCGUGACGCAAUCAAUGUGUCACGUACGAGCAUCUGAGUUGUAUCCAAAACGAGAUUUGGAAACCGAUGAAGGCCCUCCCACUCUGGAACCACCGUCAGUACCCUUCACACCGUUGGCCGGCGAAUCAGUCGAAUACCUUGGCCGCGGAUCAAACAACACCGUUUUAGCGUUAUCGAAUUACCGUUUUUACCAACAAGUAUCAAACGAAAGGUUGAAACAUAGAAGAGGUAUUCAAGACAGCAAUAUACCAUUGGGUUUAAUUGAAAUAGUUGAAAUCAAAGAUCUAUUCUACAUGAUAGUCAGUUGUAAAGAUGCACGCACUUGCAGGUGUACGUUUUCUACUAAUGAUUUAUGUCUAGAAUGGUUCAAACGAUUAAACAGAGCUUUAAUAGCUCCAAAAAGUAUCCAAGACAUAUUUUCCUUUGCUUUUCACGCGUGGGCCAUCGAGGAUCAGUGUUUUGAAGACAUUUCAUCAAACUUAGGACACGACAGAGAAGACGAUUAUUUUUUGAAAGAGAUUGAAAGACUAAACAUAAGUGUUAAGGGCGAUGAUUUUAAAUGGAGAAUUUCAGAAGUAAAUUGGGACUACAAAUUAUGUGCCAGUUAUCCAAAUCGUUUAUUAGUUCCUUCGUGUAUAACCGAUCAGGUGUUGGAAGCUGCAGCGAAAUUUCGUAGCUCAAAACGAGUGCCAGUUGUUGUUUGGAGGCAUAAGGGUAACGGAGCUAUUUUAGCAAGAUGUUCACAGCCAGAAGUCGGUUGGCUUGGAUGGAGAUCAUCGGAGGACGAAGAUCUAUUGAAAGCAAUUGCAGAAUCUUGUCAAAACAAAACUAAAAAAACCAAAAAAUUAGUGGUAAUUGACGCACGGUCCUAUCCUUCGGCCGUUGCAAAUCGAGCUCGCGGUGGAGGAUGCGAGUGUCCGGAAUACUACCCUUGCUGUGAAAUACGAUUUAUGAACUUAGCGAACAUACACGCAGUGAGGAAAAGUUUUCAUUUACUCCGUCAACUGUGUGCAUCAUCUCCUGAUCUUCCCAACUGGUACAGUUUAUUAGAAAGUACUCGAUGGUUGCACAACAUGAGCGGUUUACUUCAUGCCGCUAACACCAUUGUGGCGACUAUCGAAUUAGAAAUGCAACCAGUGCUCGUACAUUGUUCCGAUGGCUGGGAUCGCACUCCACAAAUUGUAUCUUUGGCCGAGCUCAUGUUGGAUCCGUACUAUCGAACUAUCGAUGGUUUCCGAGUACUGUGCCAAAGGGAAUGGUUAGAUUUCGGUCACAAAUUCGCCGACCGCGGUCAAGGUGAUGAUCCGAAUGAACGGUGUCCUGUGUUCAUUCAAUGGCUGGACUGUGUACACAACCUGAUGGCACAAUACCCGUGUGCAUUUGAAUUUUCCAAGUCGUACUUAGUCAAGCUAGCGCAGCAUACUUAUUCCAAUCUGUUUGGCACGUUUUUGUGUAAUAGCGGUGCGGAAAGAAAACGCAUAGGAAUUGGCACCGCUACGUUUUCUGUAUGGAAGCAUUUGGCCGCUUCACCCGAGUGCAAAAACCAUUUGUAUUCAUCGCACCAACAUAAUAUUUUGUGGGUUAGCUGUAAUCUGAGGGACAUGAAUCUUUGGAGAGACCUGUAUGUUGGACCAUUUACCGAAGGACCAAAUUUAAAUAAAGCUACCGAAUUAUGUAACUCAGCGUUAGGAAUAGAUGGUAUGAUUGAAACUUUAGUCAAUGAUCAGCCAGUUGUGAUAACUAACGACGAACCUAGUUUAGAAUUUUCUAAACCUGAAGAUAUAAUUUCAUUAGACGAUAGAGAUGACAAAUCAUCAGAUACUAACUCCAGUUCUAGUAUAGUCGCAGAAGAAAACUGUAUUGAACGACAUUCAAAUUCGAUAAAUUACACUUUGAACUCUGUCGAUGGUUUACUUCCUCUUGUAGACGAUGUACAAGACCGACUACAACAGAUAGCAUUAGAUCAUAAGAAUAAAGAAGUGGCGCUCCAAAACGAACUUCAUGUUACUCGGUUGGUAAUCUUACGCCAGGCCAGUCAUCGAUGUAAUGGUGUCGAAAUCAAUACCGUACCUGAAGUAAAUGGCCAAGGGACGAUGGCGGAUAAAACUGACGAUGAUGUGUCCGUAUGUAGCAGUACUGGCGGCGAGACGACACUGUCUUGGGAACCGGUGGAAGCGCUCGAUACUCAACCGACCCUUUGGGUACCCGACCACGCAGUUACCCAGUGUAUGUCUUGCGACAACAAAUUUUGGCUGGGAAGACGGAAGCAUCAUUGUAGGAGUUGUGGGAAAAUAUUUUGUGCCGACUGCUCGCGAAAUCUCGUGCCCCUACCCGCCGAACAACUAUACGAACCUGUACGCGUUUGUGAACCAUGUUUUGCACUCGGUGCAUCCAGCGCCGCCACCAAUUCAGCGGCAAACACUACUUGUAAACAAGCAUUAGCAGACGAUCAAAAAGGCGUAACCAUAACAUUACAGACUGCACCGUCCAAUUAACAACACUAUAAUUUGUUAUAGGUGGAAGAUAGAAGUAUACUCGUUAAGUUGAUAAACAAAGUAAAAUUAUAAUUAUUUAAAAAAAAAAAAAAAAAAUGUAACUAAAUGGUGUUUUCAAUAUUGGAAGGCCAACAUAAGUUUUAUUAAGUAUUAAUUUAUACCGAUCGUUAUUGUUGUUUGGACUAUUAUUUUUUUCUAAUUUAAUGUUUUUAAAGAUUAGCGUAAUAAUAAAGUGGCGAGGUUUAGACGUUAUUGUAAAUAAUUACCUAAUGGUUACCCCACGAGUUGGAUAAAAAAAAAUAAAAGAAUGAAUGUCUCGACCUCGGAAUAAAUACAUGUUAUUCUUUGUGUAAUAAAUUAACAAAGUUUAAUAGUAAUUAUUAUCAUUGUUUUAUAUGUAUAUACUGUUGUAUUUUAAUUUUAUCUACAUAUCUCCCCAAAUUACCAAUUAUUACUGUUUUAGAAAAUACAAAUUUUGGUUUUUAUUUAACGAAAUUGUGUAAUGUUUAUGAGCUGUUGU
Molecule: messenger RNA, 3579 nt
Organism: Adelges cooleyi (spruce gall adelgid)
Lineage: Eukaryota; Metazoa; Arthropoda; Insecta; Hemiptera; Adelgidae
Product: myotubularin-related protein 3
Exons: 13
Coding region: 531-3059 (842 amino acids)
Biological process (GO): dephosphorylation; regulation of autophagy
Molecular function (GO): protein phosphatase binding; phosphatidylinositol-3,5-bisphosphate 3-phosphatase activity; metal ion binding
Source: RefSeq, a predicted model, not a curated record